Molecule: messenger RNA, 2226 nt
Organism: Homo sapiens (human)
Lineage: Eukaryota; Metazoa; Chordata; Mammalia; Primates; Hominidae
Gene: SPNS3
Product: SPNS lysolipid transporter 3, sphingosine-1-phosphate (putative)
Exons: 8
Coding region: 29-1096 (355 amino acids)
Biological process (GO): transmembrane transport
Cellular component (GO): membrane
Molecular function (GO): transmembrane transporter activity
Source: RefSeq, a predicted model, not a curated record
AGUCUCAGGCCAAGAGCUGCAGGCUGGCAUGGCUGGGGGGAUGUCAGCGGAGUGCCCUGAGCCUGGGCCAGGAGGUCUGCAGGGCCAGUCCCCAGGGCCAGGCAGGCAGUGUCCCCCUCCCAUCACGCCCACCUCCUGGAGCCUGCCCCCGUGGAGGGCCUACGUGGCUGCCGCCGUCCUCUGCUACAUCAACCUCCUGAAUUACAUGAACUGGUUCAUCAUUGCAGGAGUGCUGCUGGAUAUACAGGAGGUUUUCCAGAUCAGUGACAACCAUGCUGGUUUGCUUCAGACUGUCUUCGUUAGCUGCCUGCUGCUGUCUGCACCUGUGUUUGGCUACCUGGGCGACCGACAUAGCCGCAAGGCUACCAUGAGCUUCGGUAUCUUGCUGUGGUCAGGAGCUGGCCUCUCUAGCUCCUUCAUCUCCCCCCGGUAUUCUUGGCUCUUCUUCCUGUCCCGGGGCAUCGUGGGCACUGGCUCGGCCAGCUACUCCACCAUCGCGCCCACCGUCCUGGGCGACCUCUUCGUGAGGGACCAGCGCACCCGCGUGCUGGCUGUCUUCUACAUCUUUAUCCCCGUUGGAAGUGGUCUGGGCUACGUGCUGGGGUCGGCUGUGACGAUGCUGACUGGGAACUGGCGCUGGGCCCUCCGAGUCAUGCCCUGCCUGGAGGCCGUGGCCUUGAUCCUGCUUAUCCUGCUGGUUCCAGACCCACCCCGGGGAGCUGCCGAGACACAGGGGGAGGGGGCCGUGGGAGGCUUCAGGAGCAGCUGGUGUGAGGACGUCAGAUACCUGGGGAAAAACCUGAUUUUUGGGGCACUGACCAUCAUGACCGGCGUCAUUGGGGUCAUCUUGGGGGCAGAAGCUGCGAGGAGGUACAAGAAAGUCAUUCCAGGAGCUGAGCCCCUCAUCUGCGCCUCCAGCCUGCUUGCCACAGCCCCCUGCCUCUACCUGGCUCUCGUCCUGGCCCCGACCACCCUGCUGGCCUCCUAUAUCAGUAAAGAGAAGCUUGGCUGGACGCGGUGGCUCAUGUCUGUAAUCCUAGCACUUUGGGAGGUCAAGGCCGGCCUGGCCAAUAUGGUGAAACCCUGUCUCUACUAAAAAUACAAAAAAUUAGCUGGGCAUGGUGGCAGGCACCUAUAAUCCCAGCUGCUUGGGAGGCUGAGGCAGGAGAAUCGCUUGAACGCGGGAGGUGGAGGUUGCAGUGAGCUGAGAUUGCGCCACUGCACUCCAGCCUGGGCAAUGGAGCAAGACUCCAUCUUGGGGGAAAAAAACAGAGAGAGAAGCUUACCAGGAGUUCCACAGUGAAGAAGGGGCAGAACUGGGAUUUGAGCCUGAGCUUUUCUGACUGUAAAAGGUGUCCUCUGAGCAUUGGGUUAAUGUGUUAAUUUGAGAAAAUAGGACUCAUUUAUUGCCAGGGCAUAUUGUGGGCCCAAGAAGAAAUAGAGCAAUUCUCCCCAGGUUACAGAGGAGGGAAGCAAGGCCCAGAUUGGUUAUGGCCAAUGUGGACGCUGCUUUAAGGGCAAUAAUCAUGGUAAUAUCAAGUGUUCCAAAUCCACAUCCCAUCACACCCCUUCAUGGGCCUCACACUCUGGCUGUGCCAGCCGUGUGGGCACACACACUUCCCAGACUUUGCACGCGUCCAUUUCUUCCACCAAGAACACCAGUUCCUCUUUUGUGCAUCCUGAAAUCCUCCUUCUGCAAGACUCAACUCAAAGUCCGCUUCCUCCAAAAGCCUUCCCCUACCACUCUAUCCUCACACCAGAAUUCACGUUCCCACUUGGGCUCAGCACCUGUUUGGGUCCCAUGAGGCACCAAGGUUUAUGGGGCCUGUCCACAGACAGGGAGCCCAAAGGGCAGGACCAGAGCCAGAGGGUCCCUGUGUGCAGCCGUGUCCCUGGCUCCCCAAAGCCCCAGCCCUGCCUGUCCCCCAACAUGGGAAAGGGCUACUGCUUCUGGGAAGAUGACGCCAGCCCAGCCACAAGCAGAGGGGCUAGACCUCUCCUCCUUUCCCAGCUCCAUGGCCCUGGGCCCUGUGGCUGCAGACACAGAUGCGCUUGCACAUGUUAACCAGGUUUACUGAGCAGACUGGACUUUGGAAAAGUAAACCAGCCACAACUUUAUUGUCCUCACACUAGUUUGGCUGCAUCUCCUACCCAUGGCCAGAGCCCAUUGCUUCUCUAGUCACACACAUGAACUAAACAGUCUGGUCCCACUGAAAUCAAAACAAC